This is a messenger RNA of Fukomys damarensis (Damara mole-rat), 1525 nucleotides long. RefSeq names its product Bet1 golgi vesicular membrane trafficking protein (gene Bet1). The transcript has 4 exons. Gene Ontology annotation, cellular component: SNARE complex; Golgi trans cisterna. Gene Ontology annotation, molecular function: SNAP receptor activity. NCBI's taxonomy places the organism in Eukaryota, Metazoa, Chordata, Mammalia, Rodentia, Bathyergidae. Gene Ontology annotation, biological process: endoplasmic reticulum to Golgi vesicle-mediated transport; vesicle fusion with Golgi apparatus. Bases 158 to 514 code for a protein of 118 amino acids. The record is from RefSeq and is a predicted model, not a curated record.
CAGGCGCGCGGUUUAGAUUCCACUGAUGUCGUGGCGCUUUGGGGCAAGAAGUUGGUUCUCCUCCUGACCCUGGGACGGAAGUCGCGGUCUGGGUGACCCCUGACCCUUUCCGAUCCAGUCCCCUUUCGCCUGCCGUUUCGCUCACUACUCUGUCGGGAUGAGGCGUGCAGGCCUGGGUGAAGGAGCCCCUCCUGGCAGCUAUGGGAACUAUGGCUAUGCUAAUAGUGGGUACAGUGCCUGUGAAGAAGAAAACGAGAGACUCACUGAAAGUUUGAGAAGCAAAGUAACUGCUAUCAAAUCUCUUUCAAUUGAAAUAGGCCAUGAAGUUAAAACUCAAAAUAAAUUAUUAACAGAAAUGGACUCACAAUUUGAUUCUACAACUGGAUUUCUAGGUAAAACUAUGGGAAAACUGAAGAUUUUAUCUAAAGGGAGCCAAACGAAGCUGUUGUGCUAUAUGAUGUUGUUUUCAUUGUUUGUCUUUUUUGUCAUUUAUUGGAUUAUUAAACUGAGGUGAUGAAGUUAAGUGUGCAUUUGGAAUUUAUUCCAACCAAUGGCUUGGUAUUAUUUUGAUAAAAAUCACAUCAAGACAUUCCUAAUUUUCAGAUGGCCUUUUCCAUUGAAAUUUCAGUGCUCUUUGAAUACCGUUUCUUAUCGACUCAUUUAAACUCCUAUUUUCAGGGGUUUUGAGAUGACCCAGAGUCAGUGGCACUACUGGUUUUCUUCCAUUGUUUGCUGUCAGAUUAAAUAGCAGUCUAGUAUCUUGUUGCUAUCGUAAAUAGAGGUGUAGGUUCCAUUUAAGGAAACUGGUGGGAGAGGACUGGAAUGCCUGGAGAGGCUGAUUCUGAGCUCUUAAGUAGGGAGCCCAUCUGUGAUGGGAUGCUAAUUGUGUUUCCCGGCUGGCGUCAGCUGUGAUGGUCUUUCAAGUGGUGGCGAACCAAGGAAGCCUGCUGCAGCAGGAGCAAUUUGUGUUAUUGCAAGCUUUAAAAGGUUCACUAUCAAUGGUCUGUUCCUCCAUCCUCUGUUUGGUUAAAAUUGGAGCCCAGUUUCUUUUUACCUGCAGCCUUCUUAAUAAUAUUUGUCUAUAUGAUUCCUCUUCUUUCUCCAAGGGCCUCCUUUAAUAAAGUUUGUAAUUUUCACAUAUUUCUAAUAGGACCCAAUAUAUAUGUAUUAUCAGUAUAGUUAUUAUUUUAUAAAUUCCAUUGACUUGAUUUAUAAUAGUUCUAUGAUUUUAAAUGUUUAGGUGGGCCAUUUGAUUAUCACUUGUGACAGAGCAAUGUAAAGUUAAGUAAUUGCUAAUAUCUGAGGGGGAAUAAAGUGUCGAAGCAAAAUUAAUUGUCUAUGUUUUAUUAUGUGCUCUAAAUACAUUGUGAAAAUACUCAGGCAUUGCACUUGGAGUGAAAAGGAUUGUUGCUUUAAUCCAUUGUAUUUGUUUCUAGGAAGAAAAACAGGUGGAUUGUUGAGUAAAAAUUGUUAAAAUAUUGUAAAAUACUCUGUUGCUACUAUUUGAGAACUUAACCUAUUUAUA